Molecule: messenger RNA, 1860 nt
Organism: Capronia epimyces CBS 606.96
Lineage: Eukaryota; Fungi; Ascomycota; Eurotiomycetes; Chaetothyriales; Herpotrichiellaceae
Exons: 6
Coding region: 1-1860 (619 amino acids)
Biological process (GO): transmembrane transport
Cellular component (GO): membrane
Molecular function (GO): myo-inositol:proton symporter activity
Source: RefSeq, a predicted model, not a curated record
AUGGCUGCCCAGGAAGCACAUACUCGGGAAAAACGGUCACUCUCCAGCGGCAGAACGGCAACGAAUGUCGAAAAUGCCCAGCCUCCUCGCAAGAGGAGCUUCACGCAGUUCGACGCGGACCACCUGAGCGCAGCAUUUGAGAAUCCUCUGAGCGGCAUCCCCAAGGAGCAGCUGCUACAAAACGUCGAGACCUUCUGCAGAGACAACAAUCUGUUGGAAUACGUCGAUGUCUUCAAGAAAGGGGCCCUGGUUGCACAAAGCCCGAAGAAUUUCGAGAGCAUUCCUGAGCUGUCGCAGGAAGAUCGCGACGUUCUUACACGGGAGCACACGCAUCGAUGGUCUCAACCCUUCACUCUCUACUGGUUGGUCAUCAUGUGCUCCCUGGCGGCUGCCGUUCAGGGGAUGGAUGAAACGGUCAACAACGGAGCACAGGCCCUGUACCUCAAGCAGCUCAACAUUACUACCGAUCGAUUCUCCGAGAAUAUGGUUCUCUCGAUCACGGGAUUAGUCGUCGGGGCGCCAUACUUGGCGUGUGCGGUGAUCGGCUGCUGGGUGACAGAGCCUAUGAACAAGAUCUUUGCUCGCCGGGGGACCAUUUUCAUCUCGUGCUUCAUUGCCGCAGUGGCCUCUGUGUGGGAAGGAGUCUGCAAUUCAUGGGUCAACUUAUUCCUGGCUCGUUUUGUUCUCGGUUUCGGAAUCGGUCCAAAGUCUUCAACUGUUCCAGUCUACUCGGCUGAGUGCGCCCCGGCGCCGAUCCGUGGAGCCCUGGUUAUGCAAUGGCAGAUGUGGACGGCCUUUGGAAUUAUGCUGGGCAACAUAAUGGGCGUUGCAUUUGGUGGUUUAGAUCCAGAUCUCGGCUGGAGGCUCAUGCUUGGUAGCACAGUGGUGCUUCCCCUAAUAGUUUGCGCUCAAGUCUAUUUUUGUCCCGAAAGCCCCAGAUGGUACAUCCAGCACUAUAAGUCAGAAAAGGCAUUCCGGUCAUUCCAACGUUUGAGAUUCACGGACCUGCAGGCGGCUCGGGAUACUUAUUAUACAUAUGUCGGUGUCGAACUCGAGCGCGAGGUCCAUCACGGCAAAAAUCUCUUCACACAGUUUAUCGAACUCUUUACUGUUCCACGCAAUAGACGGGCAGCACUGGCCAGCUUUAUUGUCAUGUUUGGCCAGCAGUUUUGCGGGGUGAAUGUCAUUGCGUACUACAGCACGACAAUCUUCAUUGAAUCCGGCUACUCCACGACAUCGGCGCUAUUGGCAUCCAUGGGGACGGGCAUACUGAACUGGGUGUUUGCCAUCCCGGCGAUAUUCACCAUCGACCGGUGGGGGCGGCGCAACCUGCUACUGUUCACGUUCCCCUUUCUAGCCCUCUUCCUCUUGUGGACAGGUUUCAGCUUCUGGUUCAAAAAUGCCAAAGCCGAAGUAGGCAUGGUGACGACAGGAAUGUAUCUUUUCGAGGUGUUCUAUUCGCCCGGGGAAGGCCCUGUACCAUUCACCUAUUCGGCGGAGGCGUUCCCAGUUCAUGUCAGAGACGUGGGCAUGUCGUUUGCUACGGCAACCACGUGGUGCUUCAACUUCAUCCUGAGUUUUACCUGGCCACAUCUCCUGGGUGCGUUCAAGCCCCAAGGCGCUUUCGGCUGGUAUGCGGCGUGGUGUAUCAUCCUCUGGUUCCUAAUCCUGAUGUUUGUCCCCGAGACAAAGGCCCUCACCCUGGAGGAACUCGACCAAGUGUUCAGCGUCAGCACCCGCAAGCAUAUGGGCUACCAGCUGAGGAAUGCAAUCUGGCAUUUCCGGACUCGGGUGUUGCGACAGAACCUUGAGCCAUUGCCACCAUUCUAUCGACGGGCGGAGAAGUUGACCGAGGCAUGA